AUGGCAGAACAAAUUACACACAAGCGGCCACUCAGAAUCAAGGUCGACAAAGAAAGGCGGAAGCAAUUGCAUGAUUUUUACAAGCUGAAAGACUCCACAGAAGAUGGUCAAGAUGUGGCAGCGCAAGCCAACUUAGAGCACGAUUCUCAGGCCGAGGACAAUAGCACAUCAUCGUUUGAAGAAAAACGGCUGGAGCCAAGUGUGCCGAAGAUUUCAGAAAGCAGAUUGGUCGAGUUGGUCCACGCGCACAACACGCUUUCGAGCAAAAAGGCAGAGAUGAACAAUACCAUCAAAAACACAAUCUAUGAGAACUACUAUGAUCUCAUUAAGGUAAACGAGCUACUGCACAGCGUUGGGAACAAUGAUAGCGGCCAUUUGGGUCAGCUGAAAGAGGUCUUCAAGCUGCUGGAGGAGAGGUAA
Messenger RNA from Lachancea meyersii CBS 8951, 420 nucleotides. NCBI's taxonomy places the organism in Eukaryota, Fungi, Ascomycota, Saccharomycetes, Saccharomycetales, Saccharomycetaceae. The record is from the annotation of a GenBank genome assembly.